GACAUUUCUUGUUUAUUUUGUAAAAGGGGAGUCUUACUGCAAAUUCUGCGUUUUAGAUUGAGAUCCUUUCAACAUGUGGAAAUUUAAAGUGUCAAAGUUCAAGAAUGCAGCUCCUGUGACACCUAAAUUUGAGAAUUGCAUCACAGACCUGAAUGUUGGAUCUAUUGGUUUAUCUGGGGGUCAACAUAUCAAAGCAAGCACAAACUUCAUUGCUUUCAACACAGAAUCCGGAGGGGGAGGUGCCCUAGGUAUUGUAGCUGCAGAUGCCAAAGGAAGACAGCCAAGACCCACUCCUACAUUGAAGGCUCAUGCUGACAAUGUCAGUGAUUUUGACUUCAGUCCUUUCAAUGGGCAUGUCCUGGCCACAGGCUCUCAAGACUGCACAGUGAAGAUAUGGAGUGUUAAUGGGGACAACUUAGAAGACUCUAAGCAAAGUACCCUGUGUCAGGUAGAUAAGAGAGUAGAUUGCGUCACAUGGCACCCUUUAGCUGAAGAUGUCUUAGCUGUUACACAUUACAACACCGUAGGGGUCUAUGAUGCGCAGAGCAUGCAAUUGAAAUAUGAAUGUGGUGACCAUGGUGAUAUGGUAUAUGGCGCAACUUGGAGUGGAGAUGGCCAGUUGUUAGGGACGUCAUGCAAAGACAAACAAAUAAGGAUUAUAGAUCCUAGAAGUGGACAAAUUGUACAGACUGGAAAAGGCCAUUCAGGGACAAAAGAGUCAAAGGUGAAAUGGCUUGGAAAUCACAACAUGCUGCUGUCAACUGGAUUUAACAUGAGUCGACAGCAGGAAGUGAAAGUUUGGGACAGUAGGAACCUGAGCCAAUCACUUGAAUCCACUGACCUUGACUCUUCUAGUGGGACCCUUCUUCCCCAUUUUGAUCCUGACACAAAUAUGCUGUUUUUGACUGGAAAGGGCGACAACAUAGUGAGGUUUAUGGAAAUAACAGAGAAAGAGCCAUACAUAACACAAGGAUCAUGUGAUACUGUUGAACAACUGAUGGGUGCAUGCCUAGUGCCAAAGCUUUCCCUGGAUGUGAUGAUAUGUGAAGUGAACAGACUACUCCUCUUAACUAAACAGUCAAUCAUUCCUAUAACAUAUAAAGUACCUCGCAAGUCAUAUACAGAAUUUCAUGAAGAUCUAUUCCCAGAAACUGCUGGAGAGGAACCUAGCAUGACUGCAGAUGCAUGGUGGGAAGGCUCCAAUGCGCAACCUAUUAAAGUCACUUUAGAUCCUAAUGAGCGAUUAAGAAAAUCUAGAAAUACUCAAUCAAAUGCAACAACAACAGCAACAACAACAGCAUCAAAAACAUUGCCUGUGAAGUCUAGUAUUGUCUCAAAAGUUCCGUCAGUGUUAAUGUCAAAAAACUCAAUAACACAGAAGGCUCAAGAGGUCCAGAAAUCAAAUGUGAAUAAAACUCAACCAGAACAGUCAUCAAGUGAUAACAAAACUGCCACAACUCAGGAACAACCUGCAGCCAUAGUUACACCUGUUAAACCAUUUACAGGAGUCCGUCAGUCUAAGUUCCGGCAUCUUGUUGGGACGAUAGAGCACAAAAGCCUCCACAUUGACAAUAUACGCAACAUAAGCCGUAGCACACCGGGAGAAAGUGACUUCUUCCAAGUGAACACAGAGAGAUGUGUUGUUCCCCUUGCUGGGAAAGGUGGCCUUCUAGCAGUAUUAGAGUUAAACAAGCCUGGAAGACUACCAGAUACAGGAGUACCUGUCGUAGAAAACACUAGCUCAGUGUCUGAUUUUGUGUUGAAUCCUUUUGAUAACACAGAGCUUGCCGUCGGCUGUGAGGACGCAAAGAUUAGAAUUUGGUGGCUGCCCGAGGAAGGGGUGACGGAGACGCUAACCGAACCUGAUCAAAUUCUAUCAGGCCACACUGAGAAAGUUUACUGUAUUAGAUACCACCCUCUGGCCAAGUAUUUGUUAGCCUCAGCAUCAUAUGAUAUGACAGUACGACUCUGGGAUACAGCAGAACUGGAAGAAAUGAUUCAACUAACAGGGCACACAGAUUCAAUAUUUUGCUUGUCAUGGAGUACAUCUGGAGAUAAGCUAGCAACAGCAUGUAAAGAUGGAAAGUUGAGGAUUUAUCAGCCCAGGACCUCUACAGAACCUAUACAGGAAGGCCCUGGGCCAGAGGGAAGCAGAGGAGCAAGGAUUACUUGGGCAUGUAAUGAUCAAUUAAUAAUUGUCUCAGGGUUUAGCAAAUCAAGUAAUCGCCAGCUCCAAGUAUAUAGAUCAGAUAAUAUAAGUGUUUGUAUUUCAACCAUAGAGACAGACCUCAGUCCUUCUAUACAAAUACCACACUAUGAUGAAGAUAGCUCCACAUUGUUUCUUACUGGCAGGGGUGAUAAUACAGUGGUAACUUAUGAAGUGUCCCUAGAGGAACCAUACAUUUUCCCAUUAUCUCCAUACAAAUGUACAGAUCUCCACCAAGCUGUAUCAUUCCUGCCAAAAAGUCAAUGCAAUGUGAAAGAUGUUGAGUUUGCCAAAGGCUACAGGCUUACAACCACCUCAAUACAGCCUCUGUCUUUCACAGUUCCCAGAGUUAAGAAAGAAUAUUUCCAAGAUGACCUAUUCCCAGAUACAAGGAUGAGUUGGGAGCCUGCCCUUAGUGCAAGUGAAUGGUUCCAGGGUAUUGAUAGAAAACAACCACUUGUAUCUCUUGCCCCUGAUGAUAUGAAACCAUUGAGCCAGGCACCAGUUGAGGCUCCCAAAGUGAAGAAAUAUGAAAGUUAUAAUAAGGAAGUAUACAAGACAGAUGAACAAAAGAAAGAAGAGUUACUUGCUGCAAUGACUAACAAACUUGGAACACACGAUGAGCCCUUACCUCAAGAUCUCACAGAGGGGGUGGACGAUGAUGAAUGGGAUGACUAAACAAUGGGAU
Molecule: messenger RNA, 2894 nt
Organism: Owenia fusiformis
Lineage: Eukaryota; Metazoa; Annelida; Polychaeta; Sabellida; Oweniidae
Source: the annotation of a GenBank genome assembly